UAGGAUAGUCUUAUGUAACCAUUUUUAAUCUCGGUUUUUUUAAAUAUUAUGUAACAAGUAGUAACUGUACCCACGUAAACCUGUAACUAGAACGUGGAGACGUAGCGUCUGCUCUCAGCCAAGUGGUGGGCAGUGGUUGUACGAACCAGCUUGGUCUGUGAGCAGACACGGGCAUCUGGGGUAACUGGACCUUUUUUUGUUUCUGUUAAAAAUAGGAUCUAAGGUCAGCGUGGUCCUCUUUUAAGCCUAGAUGGAGAGUAAUCUAGUAUAGGAGCCUGGGAUAAAUACACAUUAUCACUGUGUAUCUUUAUCCAUAAAAAUCGCUUAUUUUUCUGAAAGAAAAUAGCAAUUAAUUAAAAUUGAGUGACAGAUUUUGUCGUCAGUUUUGUUUUUUGAUUGAGUUCAACAAAUUGUCCACAUGACCGUGGCGGCUAUUCGUUGCCCCCUGACGUAGAUCUUCAGAGAAACAGUCAGAUCACCUGUUUACAUUUUGACUGCCUUUCUCAUCAGCUGCCAUCUUUCUGUUGAUGGCGGGAGCCACUGCCAGUGUAUUGAUAAGAGGCCUGGACCGAGCAUUCACCCAGGCAGCUACUAGCUGGGGACAUUGCUGUCUGCAUUAGCAAAUACUUUCAUUCCUGGACCAGUGGGUAAAAAGACAAAGUGGGGCAGUCAUCUUCUAAACCACAAACCCCGGCCAGGACUGGCUAUUCUUCUCAAUCCAGAAGACAGCCAGAACGUAGUUUUGGCCUUCAGCUUCUAAUGAGUGACAUUAACUCAUCCGUGGAAAGCCUUAACUCAGCUUGCAACAUGCAGUCUGACACUGACACUGCGCCGCUUCUUCAGAACGGCCAGCAUGCCGGCAACCAGCCAGCAGCCUCGGGCUCUCGGGGCCAGCAGCCGCAGGCGUCCCCAAAGCAAAAAGUACAGCGGUCCCAGCCUGUCCAUAUUCUUCCUAUCAGGUGGGCCCAAAGAAGUGAGCUUUGGAUUUUUCAAAGGAGGAAAGGAAGGAGAGGUGAAGCUGCAGAAGUGCCAAGGAGUUCAGAGGAGAUAAUGAAUCGGCGCGCUCAGGAGGAAGACCAGCAGCUGAGAACUUCAUCUCUUCCGGCCAUCCCCAAUCCAUUCCCGGAGCUCUCUGGUGGUGGCCCUGGAAGCCCGGCUGCGGCUGCUGCCGCGGCUGCGGCUGCUGCUCCUCCGAGCAACUUGCCGCCGCCUCCGAGCAAGCCACCUACCAAGCAGGAUGUCAAAGUCUUUAGUGAAGACGGGACAAGCAGGGUGGUGGAGAUUCUGACUGACAUGACUGCCAGGGACCUGUGCCAGUUGCUGGUGUACAGAAGUCACUGUGUGGAUGACAACAGCUGGACUCUGGUGGAGCACCACCCCCAACUGGGAUUAGAGAGAUGCCUGGAGGACCAUGAGAUUGUGGUCCAAGUGGAGAGCACCAUGCCAAAUGAGAGUAAAUUUCUGUUCAGAAAGAAUUAUGCCAAGUACGAGUUCUUUAAAAAUCCAGUGAACUUCUUCCCGGAUCAGAUGGUCAAUUGGUGCCAGCAGCCCAAUGGCAGUCAUGCUCAGUUUCUGCAGAAUUUUCUGAACACCAGCAGCUGCCCUGAGAUCCAAGGGUUCCUGCAGGUGAAGGAAGUUGGAAGAAAGUCUUGGAAGAAGCUGUAUGUGUGCCUGCGCCGAUCUGGCCUUUAUUACUCCACCAAGGGGACUUCAAAGGAACCAAGACACCUGCAGCUGCUGGCUGACCUGGAGGAAACCAGCAUCUUCUAUGUGAUUGCUGGAAAGAAGCAGUACAAUGCACCCAAUGACCAUGGGAUGUGCAUCAAGCCAAACAAAGCGAAAGUCGAGAUGAAGGAGCUGCGUCUGCUCUGUGCCGAGGAUGAUCAGAUCCGUACUUGCUGGAUGACGGCCUUCAGACUCUUCAAGUAUGGAAUGCUCCUGUACCAAAACUAUCGCAUCCCGCAGCAGAGGAAGGCCCUGCUCUCUCCUUUCAACACACCCAUGCGCAGUGUCUCUGAGAGUUCUCUGGUGGCAAUGGAUUUUUCUGGACAAAUUGGAAGAGUGAUCGAUAAUCCGGCUGAAGCCCAGAGUGCUGCCCUGGAAGAGGGCCAUGCUUGGCGCAAGCGAAGCACCAGGAUGAAUAUUCUGAGCAGCCAAAGCCCUCUUCAUCCUUCUACUCUGAAUUCAGUGAUUCACAGGACUCAGCAUUGGUUUCAUGGACGUAUCUCCCGCGAGGAGUCUCACCGGAUCAUCAAACAACAAGGACUCGUGGAUGGGCUGUUCCUCCUGCGUGACAGCCAGAGCAAUCCGAAGGCAUUUGUGCUGACACUGUGCCACCACCAGAAGAUUAAGAACUUCCAGAUCUUACCCUGUGAGGAUGAUGGGCAGACCUUCUUCACUCUGGAUGAUGGGAACACCAAGUUCUCCGACCUGAUCCAGCUGGUCGACUUCUACCAGCUCAACAAAGGUGUUCUGCCCUGCAAGCUGAAGCACCACUGCAUCCGUGUGGCCUUAUGACCUCCUUGCCCUAUCACAGAGGCUGGAGGCAGCAGCACUGGAGCGGAGAAGAGAGGCCUGCACGAGGGUGAGAACACACACCUCCUCCCACCCACGGACUCAGAAAACACAAAGCUUUUUUGAUCGGUACCAACCGACCAACAUCAAUUAGUUAUUGGACUUCACCAUGAUUUACCGCUGCGGAUCAAGCAGGACCACCUCCCCCUCUUGCGUCAGCCAUUUAAAUGGGGGGGGGGGGGAUCCAGUGCAAGUGUGGGAAGAAACUGGAAUGACAAUUUUGAUUAGGCCAUGUGAGGGUGAAAAACCGCACAGAAGUGAUUGGAAACGAACUCUUGCCCUGGAAUAAUCUUGACAUUUCAAACCGCAAUGUUUACUUUUUUGUAUUGAUCACUCUUUUGCACUCCUUCCUCGUUGUCAAUGUUGUGCUCAGCCUAUGGUAGGAGAGAGAGGAUGUGGCUUUGCAACCCAGAUGAGACAGAGAAUUUUGAAUUGGCAGACUUCGGCCUGAAAAAAAAAAAAAAAUGAGUCCCCAAAGUUUUCUUGCGGGCAUCCUGUUUGCCACAGGUUGCCACGGUGUGGAUUUGGCUCCUACAUUUAGAGACCCCCCCCCCACAGUCUUUCCCAUUAUACUUGAAAAGCUUUGGGUUUUUAAAAAACAAAAACAAAAAAAAACAAAAAAAAUGAACUAACAAAAUACAAGGUGUCAGUUGUGGUUGACACCAAGCAUGUUUUGUGGCUCAGUCAGGCUACCACAAGUCUGGUCAUUGUUGGUGUUGUGCUGACGUCUGGUCAUUUAUUAUCAGUGUGUCUCGUUCCUCACCGUGCAGGGGACCUCAUCACUUGGGAAAACUCACUGGUCCCCAGCACAGCACAGCUGCAUGACCUCAGCUUUAGGCUGAUGUCAGCAAGCCUUCUUGGAACACAUUGGUAUUCAUUGUGGAUGCCACAUAGUCCAUCUGGGGUGCCCCGUGCCUCAUAUUUUCACAGCCACCCACUGUUGUACAGUAAUUGCUGCCUUUCCCCUCUGCAGUAGCCUCGGUCAUUUCAGUUCUCCCACAGGGGUGGGAUGGGGUGGUGGGUUUAAAUGAUUUCAAGAGAAAAUGUCAACUUGUUGGCCUUGUGCUCUGUCACUCUGAGCUUCUAUGGUGAUAAAGAUAAGGAAACACUGCAGAGGCCACCGCAUUGGCUGGCUUUGAGUCUUUGCUUGAUGACCUCUGCACCCUACUGAUAACCCCCUAAGCCAGCAGCUGCAAGAUAUGCACAGGCUCUGCCUCUGCUGGCUUAGGGUGAGAAGUACCUCACAGUGGUUGUGAACAUUGGACAGUUUUGAGCAGCGUGAUGCUUGCUUCCUCCUCCGAGAGAGGAGUCAAAAGGUGGCUGGAGUUGUCGUUGAGUCCCCUGAGCCCCAUGGAGGGACCCUCUGUUGUCCCCUUAAUGAUUUAGCAGACAGGACUCACUUAAGAAACACACAGACAACCGUGGUGAACAGGUUUCUUUUCCUGACACCACACCUGACUGGCCUUUGAACCUGAGCUAGCCACCAGAUUGCCAGUCCCGACUCAUUGAUGUGCUCCCCAGGGAGCACCUGAGAUUGCCCUGCGUUGCGUUUGGCGCGCAGCGGAAGAUUGAUGUAACAGCGCUUUGUAAACAGGUCAGCUGCGAGCUGGUCCACAGUAUAGAAACACUGUAGUUCACAGACCACGCAACCGUGUUUCCACGAGAUGUUGAUUACAACAAAUGAAGAAUUUUUUUUUCUUUUUAUCAUUUAUCAUUUUAUCAUUUUAUCA
This is a messenger RNA of Onychomys torridus (southern grasshopper mouse), 4304 nucleotides long. It is a transcript of the gene Grb10, whose product is annotated as growth factor receptor bound protein 10. Lineage: Eukaryota; Metazoa; Chordata; Mammalia; Rodentia; Cricetidae. The coding region runs from base 760 to 2517 and encodes 585 amino acids. Gene Ontology annotation, molecular function: insulin receptor binding. The record is from RefSeq and is a predicted model, not a curated record. The transcript has 17 exons. Gene Ontology annotation, biological process: negative regulation of Wnt signaling pathway; insulin receptor signaling pathway; negative regulation of insulin receptor signaling pathway.